AUGUCUGGGAUCCCUGCAACUGAAUACCCUUCUUGGACAAAGCUUCAGCAGAUAUAUGACGCUGAGCACUCGCGGCUUAUUCUCCGCGAUCUGUUUGCCCAGGACCCAGACCGCUUCUCCAAGUUCUCCAAAGAGUAUACGUCCACCUCUGGUCCAGAUGUAACUUUCCUCCUCGACUACUCGAAGAACCUGAUCACCCAACCCAUCCUCGACACACUUCUGUCGCUUGCCCGCGAAGCCCAAGUCGAGUCUUUCCGCAACAAAAUGUUUGCUGGAGAACACAUCAACACAUCAGAAGACCGCGCCGUCCUCCACAUUGCGCUGCGUAAUUUCAACGACUUUUCCAUUUCCGAGGCGGGCACGGACGAGGUGGCCAAGGUCCUGGAACAUAUGAAGGUUUUCUCAAAUGCGGUCCGGAGCGGCGAAUGGAAGGGUUAUACCGGUAAAACUAUCGACACGAUUGUCAACAUCGGUAUUGGCGGUUCCGAUUUGGGGCCGGUCAUGGUCACAGAAGCACUCAAGGCGUACUCCAAACGCGACCUCACCGCGCACUUUGUCUCAAAUAUCGAUGGAACUCACCUUGCAGAGACCGUUAAGCUUUGCAACCCGGAAACAACCCUCUUUAUCAUCGCCAGCAAGACGUUUACAACUCAGGAAACUAUCACCAACGCCGAGAGCGCACGGGACUGGUUCCUCGCUACCGCAAAAGACAAGGCCCACGUUGCUAAACACUUUGUUGCCCUGAGCACAAAUACCGCCGCUGUUACCGCAUUUGGAAUCGCCGAAGAAAACAUGUUCCAGUUCUGGGAUUGGGUUGGCGGUCGUUACAGUCUUUGGAGUGCGAUUGGCUUGUCGAUUGCACUGGUGAUCGGAUUCGAUAACUUUGAACAACUGCUGAAAGGCGCUCAUGCGAUGGAUCAACACUUCCUUAACACACCACUCGAAAACAAUCUACCGGUUCUGCUAGCUGUUAUCGGGAUUUGGUAUAACGACUUCUAUGGUGCCCAGACACACGUGCUCCUGCCCUACGACCAGUACUUGCACAAAUUUGCGGACUACUUCCAGCAAGGCGACAUGGAGUCUAACGGGAAGACGGUCACGAAAGGCGGCCAACGUGUAACCUACCAGACCGGGGCAAGUAGCGUCACAUUUUCCGGUGUUUCAGGCACCAAUGGCCAACACUCCUUUUACCAACUCAUCCACCAGGGCACCAAGAUCAUUCCCGCUGACUUCCUUGCGCCAGCAACGACACACAACCCCAUCGCGCAGUCUAAGCACCACCGCAUCCUGUUGUCCAACUUCUUCGCCCAGCCAGAGGCACUGGCGUUUGGCAAGACGGAGGAGGAAGUCCGCAAGGAGCUGGGCCCUGGCCAGUCAGAGGCGCUCUAUAAGAGUAAAGUCUUUGAAGGCAACAAGCCGAGCAACAGUUUAAUGUUCCCCAAACUGACCCCCGCAACGCUUGGUGCGCUGAUUGCGCUGUACGAACACAAGAUCUUCGUCCAAGGUGUUGUGUGGGGUAUCAAUUCGUUCGACCAGAUGGGUGUCGAACUGGGUAAAGUGCUGGCGAAGAAUAUUUUGGCCCAGCUCGGUGCGCCUGCGGACGUUAAAGGCCACGACAGCUCGACGACUGGCCUGAUCCACUACUACCAGAAGCAUCGCCAGGAAUGA
Messenger RNA from Mycena indigotica, 1668 nucleotides. Its product is annotated as Glucose-6-phosphate isomerase. The transcript is spliced from 4 exons. Gene Ontology annotation, cellular component: cytosol. Gene Ontology annotation, biological process: glucose 6-phosphate metabolic process; glycolytic process; gluconeogenesis. The record is from RefSeq and is a predicted model, not a curated record. Lineage: Eukaryota; Fungi; Basidiomycota; Agaricomycetes; Agaricales; Mycenaceae. The coding region runs from base 1 to 1668 and encodes 555 amino acids. Gene Ontology annotation, molecular function: glucose-6-phosphate isomerase activity; carbohydrate derivative binding; monosaccharide binding.